Fulvia fulva is the source of this 2985-nucleotide messenger RNA. RefSeq names its product putative beta-glucosidase E. The record is from RefSeq and is a predicted model, not a curated record. Gene Ontology annotation, biological process: glucan catabolic process. The transcript has a single exon. NCBI's taxonomy places the organism in Eukaryota, Fungi, Ascomycota, Dothideomycetes, Mycosphaerellales, Mycosphaerellaceae. The coding region runs from base 1 to 2985 and encodes 994 amino acids. Gene Ontology annotation, molecular function: beta-glucosidase activity.
AUGCCUCUCACGUCGCCUGACGACUACGAGCUUGACUACGCCGAUACACCCCUAGUCAAACGCGAAUCCUUCGACGACGACGAUGACAAUCUUUCAGAUAUCGCAGAGCUGGACCCCCUCAAGAGCAAGCAGCGACGAUACACAGACGAUGCGCGCCAGCCAUUGCCUAGUCUCUUCGACAAGCAGAAGAAACAAUUCGCAUGGUUGAACCACACAAAGCGGCAGGGACGAUGGUGGCUACCAAGCAGAUUCUUCUGCUUCCUGGCACUACUGUUCUGCGCCACCUUGAUGCUGCUCCUCAGUGCCGGUGGCCUAUGGGUCUACAAAGUCGGCGGCAUGCCUGAGGAUGGCCAGAGUGAAGCAUGGUACCCCACACCCAAAGGAGGCACGGUCGAGCAAUGGCAGAAGAGCUACGAGAAAGCCGCGAAGCUGGUCAAGCAGAUGACGCUGGCGGAGAAGGUCAACAUCACAACAGGAACUGGCUGGCAGAUGGGUCCAUGUGUUGGCAACACUGGCCCCGUUGAUCGACUUAACUUCCCGAGUCUGUGCUUGCAGGACGGACCACUGGGAUUGAGGUUUGUGGACAAUGCGACUUCAUUCCCUGCCGCUAUCACUGUAGGUGCAACAUGGAACAAGGAUCUCAUGUACGAGCGGGGCAAAGCACACGGGUUCGAGGCGAAGAUGAAAGGCAUCAAUGUCCUGCUCGGACCAUCGAUGGGCGCUCUUGGCAGACUGCCUGCAGGUGGUCGUAAUUGGGAGGGCUAUGGGUCAGACCCUGUCUUACAGGCGAUUGGCGCAGCGCAGACGAUUCGAGGCAUACAGUCAAAUGGGGUCAUUGCAACCGCAAAGCACUUUGUCGGCAACGAGCAGGAACACUUCCGACAAUCAUGGGAGUGGGGAACACCAAAUGCGAUCUCCUCGAACAUCGACGAUCGGACACUGCACGAGCUGUAUGCAUGGCCGUUCGCAGAGUCCAUCCGUGCAGGCGUCGGCUCUGUCAUGUGCAGUUAUAACCAGGUCAAUAACAGCUAUGCUUGUCAGAACUCCAAGCUCAUGAACGGAAUUCUGAAAGACGAGAUGGGCUUCCAAGGUUUCAUACAAAGCGACUGGCUGGCACAGAGAUCUGGCGUUGCCUCUGCGUUGGCAGGUCUGGACAUGUCUAUGCCCGGCGAUGGCCUUAGAUGGCAAGAUGGUGAGACUUUGUGGGGUGGGCAGUUGACGAAAGCUGUACUGAACGGUUCAGUCCCGGUGGACAGAUUGGACGAUGCAGUGCUGCGGAUCGUGGCUGCUUGGUAUCAGCUCGGUCAAGAUGAUGCUCAGGCUUGGCCCAGAUAUACCCUCAGCAGUUCUGCGACUUUCUCGAGCUGGACUAACGAGGAGGAGGGCAAGCUGCAUCCUGGCUCACCUGACAACGAGGAGACUGGCAUUGUCAACAAGUUUGUGCCUGUGAGGCAGACUAAGCAAGGUGGUGACCACAACGAGCUUGCGCGAAGAAUUGCAGCCGAAGGCAUCGUUAUGGUGAAGAACGAUGAGAAUGUUCUGCCAAUCACUACGUCGGGGGGUAAUGUCAAGAGUACCAGGCAGGGCAAGGUAUCCGGAGAGAAGAUCCAGAUUGGAAUCUUCGGUGAAGACGCCUUUGCAAACCCACGAGGAGCCAACGCUUGCGAAGACCGUGGCUGCAACGAGUAUACUCUCGCCAGUGGCUGGGGAUCUGGAGCCUCGAACUUUCCAUACCUGGUGGCACCCUUUGAUGCGCUCAAUGCCACUUUCGACCAUUCAGCUGUCAACGUUACGACUCACAAGAAGCAAGCCGCUAAGUAUGCUGGCGGAAUCGCAGAAAAACAGGACCUUUGCAUCGUUUUUGCCAACUCUGAUGCUGGUGAAGGAUUCAUCAGCUGGGGCAAGGUCAAGGGCGAUCGACCUGAUUUGAAGAUCCAGAAGCAAGGCGACACACUGAUCGCCGAGGUCGCUAGAAAGUGUGGCAAUGACCAGCGAAACUCAGGAUCGGCUGCAAACACUAUCGUGGUACUGCACACUGUCGGCCCCACAAUGCUAGAGCAUUGGAUCGAUAUGCCAGGUGUCAAGGCAGUGCUCAUCGCACAUCUACCUGGACAAGAAUCUGGGAACGCUUUGGCAGAUGUUAUAUUUGGCGAAGUCAAUCCAUCCGGAAAGCUCCCGUACACAAUGGCGAAGAAGGAAGAUGAUUAUGGCCCGACGAGCAAGAUCUUGACGUUCCCUAACCAGGUUGUCCCACAGCAGAACUUCACUGAAGGCCUCUAUAUCGACUAUCGCUACUUCGAUAAGCAUGAUAUUGAGCCACGAUACGAGUUCGGCUUUGGACUAUCAUUCACAAAGUUCCAACUUUCAUCGCCCAAGGUGGCGACACAUCCCACGCAGAGCGAUAUUCCUGCUCCCCGUCUCGAGACAGUCGAUCCGCCUCUGCUGAACCCGAAGACGCCGGAUGCGAAAGACGCCGUUUGGCCUGUUGGGUUCAAGCAGCUGAAAAAGUACAUCUACCCAUACAUCGACUCUGCUUCGGACGGCAAGCCCAAAGGUGCACCAGCGCUUCCAUACAACCCAAAGGUCCCACAUGCUUCAUCGGCAGCAGGCGGCGGCGAAGGCGGCAAUCCGGAUCUUUACACCACUCUGGCCACCAUCCAAGCAACACUCACCAACACAGGAACCGUCACUGGAGCCACUGUCGUGCAAUUGUAUCUCAGCUAUCCAAAGACAGUCAGGGAUGCCGAUGGCCAAAUGAUUGACAUGCCAGUCAAGGUUCUGCGAGGCUUCGAAAAGCUUGAUCUGGGCACAGAGAACGACAACAAGAGCACCCAAGUGGAGUUCAACCUGACCAGGAAAGAUCUCAGCUACUGGGACAUCAAGCGCCAGAACUGGGUCCUGCCACAGGGAGACUUCACAGCCCAUCUGGGCUUCUCGAGUAGAAAUUUGCCCGAGAAAGUUGUCUUCCAUCCCUUUGGAUCGUAG